Entamoeba invadens IP1 is the source of this 1023-nucleotide messenger RNA. RefSeq lists its product as hypothetical. The record is from RefSeq and is a predicted model, not a curated record. The coding region runs from base 1 to 1023 and encodes 340 amino acids. NCBI's taxonomy places the organism in Eukaryota, Evosea, Mastigamoebida, Endamoebidae. The transcript has a single exon.
AUGGAAUUUUUUGUCGAACAAAAUGAAUUUAAGGAAUUGCGCGAGUUCUGCCCAAAGAUUUUAAAUCUACUUGGCACAACAGAAAGAUCGGUAACUUCUUCUGUAGACGAUAGAUUUAAUACACAAACACUUCAAGAGAAUACAGAUGACUUGACGUGCCUUUCCAUUUUGGAAAAUAACUGUCUGAAACUGAACGCUGCCAUCACGUCGAAAGAAAAAGCAUUGUCUGUUGGAAGAAUUGUUGUUGCUGAUAUAAAAAAUAUUGUCGCGAAAAUGGAACGCCUUGUGGAUAAAGAAACGGCAGACUGUCAAUACUUGAAGAGGAAAAUCAAUGGAAUCAUCGACAAUAUCAUCUCGAAGGAGCUCACUCUUUUUCAAAAGGAUUUGGUGCCACUCCAAAAAGCAAUUACAGAGAGGAAAACGAAAUUUGAAAAUCGACGAAACGAACUUCUUAAGAAGAAAUUCGAAACAGAAAAGACAAAAAUUGAGGAACAAAUCGACGCAAGUGACAACCUCUCGUCUCUUCAAAGUGGACUCGAGUUUUUGCAAAAGUGGUCGAAUAAGAAGAGUGGAGAAAUCAUAUUUGACUCUGAAGUGUCUGCUUAUAAAGAGAACGAAUUCAAAAAGAAAAUAAGUGUGAACGAACCAAUUUAUGUCGUGUGUUUCGAUGACAAAGACAACGUUUUUGGGUGUUAUGCGUCACAUGGUUACUCGGAUACUCUACAACCACCAACCGGAUUUUUGUUUUCACUCCAACGCAAUGGGGUAGUCUUCCCACAAAAAUUUGAGGGAAAAACAAAGGGGAAUGGGAGUUUCUUGUUUAUGAAUAAAGACACAGAAGGUGUGCAAUUUGUCAAAUGUGGAGUAAAAGGGGGGUGGACAACAUCUGGUGGGGAAUUUGUGAUAACAGAGGACCAAGCCGUGUGCACAAAACUUUCGUGUGUGUUUGACAUGGAAGAUACAAGUCUUUGUGACACACAGACAACCAGGCUGACUCGUGUUGUGGUGUUGUCAUUUUAUUAA